AUGAAGGUGGACACAUCCGGUCACUCAGCCAUUUCAUAUGUCCAGGCUUGGCUGCAAAGGUUGGACGACGGCGAUUAUGAUUUCCGGGAACAGCUGUCCGUGGAACUAAGCUGCCUUACAAAGGUCCUUUGCUGUUUUGCUAGCACAGUCCCCAGCGCCGAACAUGCAAGAGUCUCAGUGCAUGAGGGCAUCGUGGAGCUUUGGGAGAAGUAUUUGGUGGCCAACACCUCACAUGACUUGACCAUCGAAGCGACUGAUGGGGUCGUCACAGCUCAUGCUCAGAUGCUUAAAGGAGCAUCUGCUGUGAUAAGUGCUAUGUUGGCGUCGCCAAUGAAGGAAGGGCAAGCUCAACGCAUUCAAGUCAAAGACGUUCCAAAGUGUGCAGUGUCGCUCUUCUUAGAGAUUCUGUACACCUGCUCCACACAGAACGAGCCGGGCUACAAGACCACCUUGCAGGCUUUGGACAUAGCUCACCGAUGGCAAGUGGAUGUUGUGGUCACCAUCCUCGGGGACUUGCUUCAAGGCAUGAUCACCGAUGCCAACUUCUCAGAGAUUGCAGAGCAAGCUGUAUUGAAGGCAAGGGCUUAA
Messenger RNA from Durusdinium trenchii, 588 nucleotides. Lineage: Eukaryota; Dinophyceae; Suessiales; Symbiodiniaceae. The record is from the annotation of a GenBank genome assembly.